Podarcis raffonei (Aeolian wall lizard) is the source of this 632-nucleotide messenger RNA. RefSeq names its product single stranded DNA binding protein 1 (gene SSBP1). The record is from RefSeq and is a predicted model, not a curated record. The coding region runs from base 47 to 502 and encodes 151 amino acids. Gene Ontology annotation, cellular component: mitochondrial nucleoid. NCBI's taxonomy places the organism in Eukaryota, Metazoa, Chordata, Lepidosauria, Squamata, Lacertidae. The transcript has 6 exons. Gene Ontology annotation, molecular function: single-stranded DNA binding. Gene Ontology annotation, biological process: mitochondrial DNA replication; positive regulation of helicase activity.
AGGAACUGGCAAAGCCCACUAAGAAGACGUAAAGAAAGCAGCAGAAAUGUUGCGCAGGCCCUUACUGCAGGUGAUGCGCCAGUUUGUGAGGCACGAGUCUGAGUCGCCGACGCUGCCUUUAGUCCUUGAACGAUCCUUGAAUCGUAUCCAAUUACUUGGCCGUGUAGGACAGGAUCCUGUCAUGAGGCAAGUUGAAGGCAAAAACCCGGUCACCAUCUUCAGCCUUGCAACCAACGAGAUGUGGCGAUCGGGAGAAAGCGAAUCGUUCCAAGGAGACCGAGGUGAUAUUACACAGAAGACGACAUGGCACAGGAUCUCUGUGUUCAGACCGGGGCUAAGAGAUGUGGCGUAUCAGUAUGUGAAGAAGGGUGCUCGGAUCUACGUGGAAGGGAAGAUUGACUACGGCGAGUACGUAGACAAGAACAAUGUAAGGCGGCAAGCCACAACAAUCAUAGCAGAUAACAUUAUUUUCCUGAGCGACCUUCUUAGAGAAAAGGAAUGAGCGGUCUGUCCUGGCACCUGGUUUUCAUCUGUUCCUUUUUCUUCUUCUUUUGGUAGCGUUUCCUAAUUCUGCAAUCAUGUAUCUGCCUAUAGUUUCUUUUCCAUGAUUAAAAAUAACCUUUUGUACAAAU